ACAUUUCACAAUUUUUGUUUAGAAGAAGCUGGAGACCAGUGUCCAAUCUGUUCCCCUCACCUUGCUGAAAAAAUUGCAGAAAUCUGUUCAGCAUUUAAUGAAAGCUUGUUGAAACCAACAGCAAAAUCUACUAGAACCCCACAAAGCAAUCAAGAACCUGGUAGUAAUGAUGAGAAUGACAGCAUUAAUGUCAAAAGAAAUUGUGACCCUGAAUACUAUGACUCUGCACAAUGGGAAUCCCACAUUGACAGCGAGUUAAAUUCAUUUGUUGUUGCACAACCACAACUGAGACACAAUGUUCCUAAUCACCAGGCUGCACCUUCACAGGCAAUUAACAUCCAAGUUACCACUCAUCCAGUUGGUUCAUCUACAUUUUGGUUCUUUCCUCCUUACAUAUCUCAGUCAACUCUACUUGGAAGAAAUGGAUCUAAUGCAUUUACUUUUAUCUCACUAAUUUUGGCCCAUUCAUAUAUCACUUCUGCAAACCGAACCAGUAUACAGCUCAGCCGUGGUCCUCCCAUAAACCCUCAUUGGCUUUCAAUGAUGUUAUCUGCAAUUGUUCGUGGCAACAGCAUAUAUGACACUGUGACGAAUGGUUGCGGGUCUCCAUUCUUUAGUGUUGUUAAGGCAAAACCACAUCUAGAUUCAGUCAUUGGGACUGUUUCUCUUGAAGACACCCUCGAUCUGUUAAUUACAUCAGUACACAGUAAACAUCAAUGGAAAAGGUGGGAGGCCUGUGGUCUCAUUAAUUCAUUGAUCAUCCGCUGGAAUUAAAGAAGUCGUCGUGGGCGCGAGCUCCGUCUACGCCCCUGAGAUAUUUCCCAACGCAAUCCAACAUUAAACUCAAGUGCAGCCAAAAAAUGGAGCAGUGUCUUCACUUAUUGGAACCAGAAACUCUGACUUGGUACAGCUAUGUUGCGGGUUUUGCAUGGUUUGUAGUAUUUGUCGUGUUUAUCGGCCCCACUUCGGAUUUUUAUGAGAACGAAUCCCGCGCGGAUUUCAAAUGCAAGACAGAAUCAGUGAAAGAUAAUGCUUGGAUUACUAAACAAUGCUUUGGAAAUUACGAGAAGGACUACAUAAAAAUUAUCCCUAUAUUCGUGUUUGUACUGAUCAACUUCUUCGUUAUCCUCCUUGUGUUUGUGAUUUACUCGUGUUUUACAAAGAGGAGAGUCGAGAGGAUUAAAAACCACGAAACAAAUGAUGCCGAACUCCAGCCACUUCAGCCAACCCAGCCAGAGAAGAAAACCAAAUUAGUUUGGUCCUACAUUGGUCAACUCACCGCAAGGAUUCUAUUGGGAAUAAUAUUUAUGGUGUCACAAACUGGGUAUUUUUACCCCCAUGGCUUUCCGUCGAACUUUGAAUGCAGAUCUAUCAAACGGCAAAGGAAUUCCACUGCUGUCGUUAUCGCCAACAUAACGUAUGAUUGUUAUAAUCAGGCGGCGAGUAAGAAAAAACAUUGGGUAAUGGGGUUAUUGGUGGUAAAUGGAGUUUUUGCUUUCGUUGCCUUCGUAGAAUUUCUGUGGGUGUUAUACACGGUUAAAAGAAGGAGAGCUUGUUUCAAUGAUUUGCAAUUUUAUCAAAAUUUCUUAGGAGGUUCCAAUAAGCAACAACUUAAAUUAUCGAAUAUCAUCAGCAAAAUGAAAACAAACUUCUUGGAACACACAAAGAGACUUGCUGAUCUCAGAACACCAUUUCGUUCUAAUCCUGGGGAAGGCCGUCAGCCACACGACCUGGAAACAGAUAAGAUUUAUGUGGAUGUCACAAUCCAUAAGAACAGAGCAACAAUGGAUUUCCCCCAUAAAAGAUCUGAACAAUUGAAAGUGUACCCACCAAAACGUUGUAAGGACACUCUUGAGCUUAAACAGAUAGCAGAUAUAAUCGAUGCUGAACACAAAAAUGUGCUUCUUGUUGGCCGACCUGGCAUUGGGAAGACAAUGAUGUGCACCAGGCUCCUGCGAUUGUGGGCUGAAAGCGAGUCCAGUGAUGAGGUAGCUUUGUCUAUUGCUUUUCGGAAUGUUUCCUCUACUUCUGACAUCAAUAUCAGGGACCUUUUGACUCUUUCUACUACAACACAAGGACUUGAUGAUAAUGAGAUAAGCUACAUUUUAAACUACAUUACUGCAAACCCUAGCAAGCUCAUUUUGUGUUUAGAUGGUGUUGAUGAAUUUUCAUCUAGAUCAAAUAUUUCUCAAAGUGAAGAUUUGGACUUAAGAAGCACAGAUGGGAAAAUGGCCCCACAUAUACUUUUUCGUAAGAUAUGGUCUAGAAAACUCCUAUGCGAAGCAACAGUUAUAACAACAACACGUCCAACUGCUGUUGAAUGUCUGAGGGAACUUCCUGAAGACUGUUUGAAUAGAACUGUUGAGAUUCUUGGAUUCUCAUUUGAACAAGUCAAAGACUAUGUCACCAAAUUUUCAGAGAGCCGACCAAAGAUAUGGGAACACAUACAACAGAAUGCAAAUCUACUUUCCCUCUGCUACAUUCCAGUAAACUGCUUUAUUAUUUGUCAUUGUCUUCUUCAUAGUUGUGAUCAUUUGCUGCCUGUAAAGAUUACAGAGAUUUACAGUAUUUUUGUGAAAAUAUUCUUCCACAAGCGAAAUCACAACAGAAAAGCGUAUGGAUGUUCAAAAUGUGACCUUAGAACUUACAUGUACAAACCCUUUGAAGACCUGAAACCUGAAAAUGAAAAGGUGUUCAAGAGGCUUGGAGAGCUAGCAUUUGAAGGAAUUAGAGAUGGGAAGUUGAUAUUCGAGUCUGUUAAGAUAGAUGAUGCAUUAUUAGAUUGUGGGCUGCUUCACAGUUUACCUGAAAUACCUUCAAAUUCACUGGUGGAGCCCCCUAAACAAUACUUUUGCUUUAUUUGCAGGAGUUUCUAGCAGCUAAACAUGUGACUGACACAAAUUCGGAAGAAGAUUUAAAGAGCUUUGUUGAGAACCAUAUCAAUGACGGUGCAUGGCAAAUAGUCACACGGUUUGUGGCAGGGCUUUCCAAUACCCAUGAAGUCACAUGCAGACUCCUUCCAGAAAGAGUGACUGAUCAAAAGGAGUGGCCAGUUGCAGAAGACACAACACUUGCUGUGGAUGUGUGCCACUGCUUAUAUGAAUCAGCUAGUGAGAUGGAGGCUAAAGCAUUGCUGCAGGGUAAACUUGAA
Messenger RNA from Nematostella vectensis (starlet sea anemone), 3151 nucleotides. RefSeq names its product protein NLRC5-like. NCBI's taxonomy places the organism in Eukaryota, Metazoa, Cnidaria, Anthozoa, Actiniaria, Edwardsiidae. The record is from RefSeq and is a predicted model, not a curated record. Bases 861 to 2876 code for a protein of 671 amino acids. The transcript is spliced from 2 exons.